ACCAUUCAGCGCAGGCGGGGGGUUCGGGGUGAGGGUGGAUUUCCAACGCCGUCGGGUUAUUUUAUUUAUUUAUUCGAUUCUGGUGGCUGAAGUUUGUUGAAAGCGACCCGAGCAGGGGCGGGGGGGACUGGUGAUUAUCUUGUGCGAUAGAAGCUGUGAUUUUCAUUGGCUCCAAAGUGCGGAGCUGGGCUCUCGCCUCUGCCCAAUAACUAAAACAGAUGCGGCUGGUUUCCCCGUGAUUUGUGUUGGUGGAUGUGUGGGUCCCGGAGGGGACAACCGGCACCUAAAGCUAGUCCCGGAUUGAGCAGAGAAAGACACCCUAAUGACUAAAUCUCAGGCGCACUAUGGAUUUGACUAAAAUGGGUCUGAUACAGCUCCAGAACCCCAGCCACCCCACGGGGCUCCUGCAGAAAGCCAACCAAAUGCGCCUUGCAGGGACUCUGUGCGAUGUGGUCAUCAUGGUGGACAAUCAGGAGUUCCAUGCUCACAGGACAGUGUUGGCUUGCACUAGUAAAAUGUUUGAAAUCCUGUUCCACCGCAACAGUCAGCAUUAUACCCUGGACUUUCUUUCACCAAAGACUUUUCAGCAGAUACUGGAAUACGCUUACACGGCCACCCUCCAGGCUAAAGUUGAAGACUUGGAUGAUCUUCUUUACGCAGCUGAGAUCCUAGAAAUAGAAUAUCUGGAAGAACAGUGUCUGAAGAUCCUGGAGACCAUUCAGGCUUCUGAUGAGAAUGAUACAGAAGUCAACAUGACAGAUGGUGGCACUGAAGAGGAGGAGGAUAGGAAAUCUAGGUACAUCAAAAACCUAUUCAUCUCCAAGCAUUCCAGUGAAGAGAGUAGUUAUGCCAACAUGACCAGUCAGAGUUUAACAGGGGCAAUGGUGGAACAGAGCCCAUCUGUCUCGACUUCGUUUGGACUCUCCGCGAUGAGCCCCACGAAGGCUGCUGUGGAUAGUUUGAUGACCAUUGGGCAGUCGUUAUUGCAAGGGUCUCUACAGCAGAACGCCUCUGAGGACUUGCACUCCACGAGCAGCCGCCACCCCAGUCUCUCUGAAGUAAAAACAGAAGUGAUGCAAGUGGAGGAGGCGUCUAGCCAUGAAAGCCCACGGACGGCAGAGUCCAGCACUUCUGGAGGGGACAAGUCAGAUGACAAAAGCAAGGAAGGCCCUGGUACUCCCACGCGUAGCAGUGUUAUCACAAGUGCCCGUGAACUUCAUUAUGCCCGGGAUGAGAAUCCAGAACAGCCCCUUGAGUUGGGCCAAGGAGUGUCAGUCGGACCAGAGCACUCGAUUUCUCAAAGUGAGAAACACCUGAGUAUAUAUUCAGUGCUACCGAAUCACAAAACUGACUCGAUGCUCAGCAUGCCAUCCUCCAUGACGUCAGCUCUUCACAUGCAGCCAGCUCUUGCCGUGUCCAUGGACUUCAGCGCUUACGGGGGGCUUCUGCCUCAAGGCUUUAUUCAAAGGGAGCUGUUCAGUAAGCUGGGUGAAUUGGCAGCUGGCAUGAAAACUGAAAACCGAGCCAUCGGUGAACAGUGCAGUGUUUGUGGGGCAGAACUACCAGACAACGAGACGGUGGAACAACACAGAUUGGGUAUACAGAACCUCAGCUCAAACAGAGAGAGGUCGUCUGCACUGACUUGGAAGCUGCACAGUGGUAUGAAGACUUAUGGAUGUGAGUUGUGUGGGAAACGAUUCUUGGAUAGCUUGCGGCUCCGAAUGCACUUACUGGCUCACUCAGCGGGUGCCAAAGCGUUUGUCUGUGAUCAGUGUGGUGCACAGUUCUCUAAAGAAGAUGCCCUGGAGACCCACAGACAGACACACACCGGUACUGACAUGGCCGUCUUCUGCCUGCUGUGCGGGAAGCGGUUCCAGACACAGACUGCCCUGCAGCAGCACAUGGAAGUGCAUGCGGGAGUGCGUAGCUACAUCUGCAGCGAGUGCAACCGUACCUUCCCCAGCCAUACCGCCCUCAAGCGGCACCUGCGCUCACAUACAGGUGACCACCCCUACGAGUGUGAAUUCUGUGGCAGCUGCUUCCGGGAUGAGAGCACAUUGAAAGGCCACAAGCGUAUCCACACUGGAGAGAAACCGUACGAGUGCAACGGCUGCGGCAAGAAAUUCAGCCUCAAGCACCAGCUGGAGACCCACUACAGGGUGCACACAGGUGAAAAGCCUUUUGAAUGCAAGCUGUGUCACCAGAGGUCCCGAGAUUACUCUGCCAUGAUCAAACAUCUCAGGACCCACAACGGCGCUUCCCCCUACCAGUGCACUAUCUGCCUGGAGUACUGCCCCAGCCUGUCUGCCAUGCAGAAACACAUGAAGGGCCACAAGCCAGAGGAGAUCCCCACUGACUGGAGGAUAGAGAAGACCUAUCUCUACCUUUGCUAUGUUUAAGGGACAUGGAGGGGGAAGAUUGAAGUCAGGAAGGACUGGGCAAAAAAAUGCAUCAUCCAUGGCCUUUUAUUCUGUUGUUGUUUACUAAAAGGGUUCUCCGUUUUUGUUUCUGGCUCAUGAGGUGUUUGUGUGGGGGAGGGGGAAUAAUUCCCUUUUUAAUUUGGGGGUUCUCUGUGCAGUCAAUGAGAAAAUGCAUCAGAAUCGAGCCAUAGCCAAAUAUCUGCUCGUGUUUUGUGACAAUGCACAUCAAGGGCUUUGGAAAGAGCAGGUGAAAUGUCACUGUAGGGGAGGGGAAGGGGCAGUCCCGGCGCAAGCUUUGGGGUCUGAGAUUUUGGAGUUUGAAUUUUUUGUCCUGUUUGUGCCACAUUUGUUUACUUAAUUCAGGCCUCAUCUACAUUUAAAAACGAGGGCAGCCUAGCUACAUUGCUUAGGGCUGUGAAAAAUUUUGCACCCUGAACGUUGUCGUUAGGGUGACCUAGCCCCUGUUGUGGAUGUGGCUAGGCUGACCAAAUUCUUCCAUCGACCCGCCUGUCGGAGAGAUGGAUUAACUAUGGCAACAGAAAAACCCCUUCUGUGGCUGUAGCAGCUGUAAUGUCAGACGUGCCCUCAGUCACCAGCUUUAUUCAGCUGCCUCUUGUGCAACCUCACCAGUAGGUGGCAGUGUAACGCCUAUUGUUAAAAUCCCCCUCAGAGGAUUCCCCCCAAAUUAGAUGUAACGACCCAGUUUUGGGGGUACCCAGAAAUACCAGGGCAGAUGAUGCGCAGCAUGACGGGCUGGAUGAUCUGGAGGUUAGUUAGUCGUGCUAAUAAUGUGGCAGGUUACAAUGCAGUCCAGAUUUCCCCAAGUAACUAGUGAUUUGGGGGGGCCUUGGUGUUUUUGCUUGCCUGACCUGAGACACCCUGAAUUUCAGAACAUGCUGAUCAGCCUCGUCGGUGACUCCAGCCAGGCAGCUGGAAUCACUAGUCAGUCUGGCACAGCUUGGCAUAAGUAAAGGCACAACCGGAAUUUUCCUCAGGAGGGGGCCCAGGGAGAUGACCCCUUUGGAGCCGGCAUUUGGAGCCCCUUUGUCCCAGGUGGAGAAGAUGGUGGGCUAUAGUGCCCUUUGGCACAGCUUGGUAUCUCAGAGAGCAGAGCCAGCAACAGGCAAGUUUUUGUGGCGUUGCAGCCAGGGGAGGAAGUAGUGGGAUGUGCCAGGGCAGGGUGCAUCCCAGGCAGCACGAGGCGGGGAGGUACCAUGCAGCCCUGUGGGCAUCGUGUGCCCCCAUUCCCCAUGAAAAGCCCUGGCAUCAAGGCUGCACACACACCGCCACUCGGGAAGUGCCGGGGCCUCCCCUCCCAGCCAGCAGCACCAGGACUCUGGCCGGGGUUCCCCCAUUGGGCACCCCACCCAUUACCUCCUGGGUGUGUGGCAAGUCCCUGGCUGCAGGGCCCCCCUGCACUGCUAUCUGGAGCAUGGGUGGCCAUAGCUGGGUCUCUGCUCAGAUCCGCCAAGGGAAAGCUGUCCCCCUGGCCCAUGUUGCGCCCGCUUGAGCAUAAGUAAAAUAAACCUGAACUUUGCUACAGUCCUCCCCCACCCGCCCCUGGGCUGCUGUGUUUCAGAGGGCAG
Molecule: messenger RNA, 4006 nt
Organism: Gopherus flavomarginatus (Mexican gopher tortoise)
Lineage: Eukaryota; Metazoa; Chordata; Testudines; Testudinidae
Gene: ZBTB16
Product: zinc finger and BTB domain containing 16
Exons: 8
Coding region: 345-2399 (684 amino acids)
Biological process (GO): regulation of transcription by RNA polymerase II
Cellular component (GO): nucleus
Molecular function (GO): DNA-binding transcription factor activity, RNA polymerase II-specific; RNA polymerase II cis-regulatory region sequence-specific DNA binding; protein binding
Source: RefSeq, a predicted model, not a curated record